Conger conger (European conger) is the source of this 2082-nucleotide messenger RNA. Its product is annotated as AKT-interacting protein. The transcript has 10 exons. NCBI's taxonomy places the organism in Eukaryota, Metazoa, Chordata, Actinopteri, Anguilliformes, Congridae. The record is from RefSeq and is a predicted model, not a curated record. Bases 202 to 1098 code for a protein of 298 amino acids.
AGCGAGCUAGCUAUGCGUUGUUAGCUAGCUAAGCCUGUCAGAUUACUUUGCUGGCUACAAUUGCUCGUAGGGCUGGGGUAUCCGUCUGUAGGUUGUUUUGACGGGAAAUGGCUAGCUACGGACAGCCCUGGCGUCGACCGGUGCCGUAGAAUGCAGCCAGGCUGGCAUCGACCCGGCUUUCCUGUGUCCUCCUUAUGAGUAAUGAACCCUUUCUGGACAAUGUCUGCAAACGCCAGUCGCAAGCGGUCCGACAGCGAAGAGAAAGGCCGGCAGGCGGAGCAGAGGACGAGCCCCCCCCGAGGGCCUUUUGGCAAGAAGCAGCUCCCCUCCAUUCCCAAGAACAGCGUCCCCGUCACCAAACACGCGUCCCCCGCCGCAUCUGGGCCCCCCGCGUCCGGGCCCCCUGCCAACGGGACUCACGCCUCCUACGGGCCCUUCUACCUGGAGUACUCCCUGCUGGCCGAGUUCACACUGGUCAUCAAGCAGAAACUGCCUGGGAUCUACGUCCAGCCCUCCUACAGAUCAGCCCUGAUGUGGUUUGGGGUUAUUUUCAUAAGACACGGCUUGUACCAGGAUGGGGUCUUUAAGUUCACCGUGUACAUCCCAGAUAACUACCCCGACGGAGAAUGCCCCAGAGUGGUGUUCGACAUCCCGGUUUUCCAUCCUUUAGUGGACCCGGUGUCAGGGGAGCUGGACGUCAGGAGAGCCUUUACCAAAUGGAGGCGCAACCACAACCACAUCUGGCAGGUUCUGAUGUACGCCCGCACCAUCUUCUACAAGAUCAGCACCGUGGAGCCACUGAACCCGGAGGCAGCAGUGCUUUAUGACAAAGACGUCCAGCUCUUCAAAAGCAAGGUGGUGGACAGCGUGAAGCUAUGCAACAGUCACCUGUUUGACCAGCCGAAGCUGGACGAUCCCUACGCAAUAAGUUUCUCCCCAUGGAACCCAGCCGUCCACGAUGAGGCAAAGGGGAAGAUGUUCACGUAUAAAAGACGGCCGGAGGAUCACCAUAAGGGGCUGCAAGUGUCCGGACUGUCCUGGGUAAGGCCCGGGUCGACCCAGCCCUUCAGCAAGGAGGACAGCACUCUCCAGACAUGAGCCUGGAGUGCAGUGCCGCCUGUUCACCAGCAGAGGGAGUGCUGCCAGGGCGGGAGUCCUGACCGGCUCUGCGGAAUCUGCAAAUUCAGUGGGAACCAGAUUUAUGGACUUCAUUUGCACCACUCUUGCUCCGCUUCAACUGUACUUUAGGUUUCUGCUCAGAAAGUAGAGUUAAAAGGCUUUUGUGUAAUCCGUGUAAAUCCGCAGCAACCAGCUUGGAUAUUGAAGCUAGUACUAGAUGAAGUCAACCAUUCGCAGGGUGAUUGGGGAAUGUGAUCGUCAAGUUCUGGGGGCGUUGAGUUGGUCAGAAUACGAGAGUCACGCAACCAUUCAUGUGUUAUUUUGUCAGAAUUGUUUUGAAUCGAAUUCAACAAAAAAUGAGACGUUACACGUUCUUUCAUUUUAUUUUCAUUUGUUUUAGAAGUAUUUUCUUAAUUCAGCCAUAUUGUGUAUUACAUGUCUUGAAUAGUUUUAAUAUAUACUGACAUAUCAAGUUUUAAGAUGUAUAAUAUUAUACAUAUAGGUGACUUGGUUUGUUUCCAUAUUGUGCAUGUGGUACUGACCGAUAAAGUUUUAAGAUGUAUAAUAUUACACAUAUUAGUAACUGGGUUUAUUUCCAUAUUGUAAUUAAUAUUUUAAUUCAUCUUAAAUGUGUUCAUGAUCUUUUUAAUAAAUCGAUCAAUGGUUUUCUGUAAAUAUACUGAACAUGCCUAACUCAAUGUGAAGGUGACUGAAAUCAGCAGUUUUCACUCUGUCCAUUUAUACACAGCUGGAUUUGGACAAACAUUCAUUUUGAAGGUUUUAGAGCUUGACGAGUUGACACUAUUUGCUUCUGGACCGGUGAAUACACCAAACGGUUGUUUUAGUUUAGCAUUGCGCUUAUUUUUAUCCCCCGAGGUGAUUGACUUCAGACAAAACUGUUUGAGAUGCCAUACCGUGAAGGUAAUGUGUUUUUAAAAACCAAUAAAUGACUCAUGAAGUUGU